This is a messenger RNA of Zymoseptoria tritici IPO323, 570 nucleotides long. RefSeq lists its product as uncharacterized. The transcript has a single exon. The record is from RefSeq and is a predicted model, not a curated record. Lineage: Eukaryota; Fungi; Ascomycota; Dothideomycetes; Mycosphaerellales; Mycosphaerellaceae. The annotation marks the transcript as partial.
CUCUCAUCCGACAACAUGGAAGGAACGAAUCUGCCGCCAAUCAACCGUUUCAUCACAACACACAACGAAAAGGGAAAAGCCAUCUUCUCGGACCAGACACCAGAAGCUCUUGACUGGAGCAGAUUGCCUAACGGAGCUGGUUUCGCAUUGGGCUACACAACCGAGCAAUUUCCUGCCAACCUGAACAACGACAAUGACGUCUCGACCUACCAGUCCUACCUGUCAACCCCGCCCGGCCUUGUCAUUCCCGGAGGAACUGUUCUCCGCUUCGUCGACUGCCCGCCAGAUUCAAUUUCUCCAAUGCACCGCACCGUCAGUCUGGACUAUGGCGUUGUACUGGAAGGUGAAGUCGAACUUGUCUUGGACUCUGGGGAGACUCGAUCGAUGAGACGGGGUGAUGUGGCGAUUCAGAGAGGAACCAACCAUGCUUGGAAGAAUUCUAGCUCGACGAAGUGGGCGCGGAUGAUGUAUGUCCUACAGGAGUCGAAGCCAAUUCUUUUGGGCGAGGACAAGGUGCUUGGGGAAGAUUACGGCAGUAUGGAGGGUGUUCCUGCGUCGGGCAAAAAGUGA